AUGAUAGCCCUCCCCUGUGAAGCCACCGCCGGUAGCCAUCUCCUCCCCACCGGCCGGAGAUCGUCACAGUCCACAGCAACACCGGAGACCUUCGACCCCACAGCUAAGUUUGAGAGGAGAAAACAGAAGGAGAAAGAGAAAGAGAUCAAAACAGUUAUGGGUUACGCUCAAUUAGUAAUUGGUCCUGCUGGAAGUGGAAAGUCUACUUAUUGCUCAAGUUUGUUCCAACACUGUGAAACUACUGGAAGAACGAUUCAUAUUGUGAACCUAGAUCCUGCUGCAGAAAACUUUGAUUAUCCUGUGGCCAUUGAUAUUCGGGAACUUAUAUCUUUGGAUGAUGUAAUGGAGGAAUAUGGACUUGGUCCAAAUGGUGCUCUUAUGUUCUGCAUGGAACAUCUUGAAGAAAAUUUGGAUGAGUGGUUAUCUGAAGAGCUGGAGAAUUACAUGGAAGAUGAUUAUCUAAUAUUUGAUUGCCCAGGUCAAAUAGAACUCUUUUCUCAUGUUCCUGCUCUUAAGAACUUUGUGGAGCAUUUGCAGCGUAAGAAUUUCAAUGUCUGUGCUGUUUACUUGCUCGACUCACAGUUCAUCACGGAUGUUACCAAGUUUAUUAGUGGUUGUAUGUCGUCACUCUCUGCAAUGAUUCAGCUUGAACUGCCUCAUGUUAACAUCCUCUCCAAAAUGGACCUUGUUACUAGAAAAAGAGACAUUGAAGAUUAUCUGACUCCAGAGCCUACGACUCUGCUAUCUGAACUGAAUCAGCGAAUGGGCCCUCAAUUCCAGAAGCUCAACAAGGCCUUAAUUGAUUUGGUUGAUGAGUAUAGCAUGGUGAGCUUUGUGCCUCUUGAUUUAAGGAAGGAAAGCAGCAUACAGUAUGUUCUUUCACAAAUAGACAACUGCAUUCAAUAUGGAGAAGAUGCUGAUGUGAAGAUUAAGGAUUUUGAUGAAGAUGAAGAUCAAGACUAAAAGUCUUUAUAUGAUGGUGUCUCAUUUUCUGAAAUUUGUCAUAACUUUUUUGUGUUGUUUUGGCAAUCAUUGAAAAUACAUAUAUUUUUAAUUAGUAUAAGGAUGUCCCAUAAGUGUUUAUUAUGAUCCAGUUGUUUCUCAAUUAAUUUGUACUGAGCCAUAUUCUAGUUUAGUAGC
Messenger RNA from Lactuca virosa, 1140 nucleotides. The record is from the annotation of a GenBank genome assembly. NCBI's taxonomy places the organism in Eukaryota, Viridiplantae, Streptophyta, Magnoliopsida, Asterales, Asteraceae.